GCAACAACGUUAUCAUUUAUUUCUCUACUGUUUUUCGUCGCCCCAAAAGAGGAAGACUAGAAACCCUAAUCUGAAAUUGCUACCCGGCGAUGGCUCGUACGAAGCAAACUGCUCGAAAGUCAACCGGAGGCAAGGCUCCUCGAAAGCAGUUGGCCACCAAGGCUGCGAGGAAGUCGGCUCCGACCACCGGAGGAGUUAAGAAGCCCCAUCGUUACCGCCCUGGAACUGUCGCUCUCAGAGAGAUUCGCAAAUACCAGAAGAGUACCGAGCUGCUGAUCCGAAAGCUGCCGUUCCAGAGGCUUGUUCGUGAGAUCGCACAGGAUUUCAAGACGGAUCUGCGUUUCCAGAGCCACGCCGUGCUGGCUCUGCAGGAGGCAGCGGAGGCAUACCUCGUUGGUCUCUUUGAAGACACAAAUCUGUGCGCUAUCCACGCCAAACGUGUUACCAUCAUGCCCAAGGACAUCCAACUUGCCCGCCGUAUCAGAGGAGAACGCGCUUAGGUCGUAUUGAUGGUCUCAGUAUAUUAUUAUUAUGUAAUUUUCUUUCUUGACUAUGACUUCUCUCUUUCGUUUUGAGUCUCAAUUCAUGUAACAGUUUAUGUGCAUGUGCUAGUUUAUGGAUCUGAAACCUAUUACUAGUUAGACUGAUGUGGUACGUUUACUUGGUUAAUAUUUAUAGAAAAUAUGUGAAAUUAGCAUGCUUUAGGGAUGAUUA
This is a messenger RNA of Dendrobium catenatum, 714 nucleotides long. RefSeq names its product histone H3.3. The transcript is spliced from 3 exons. The coding region runs from base 90 to 500 and encodes 136 amino acids. Gene Ontology annotation, molecular function: protein heterodimerization activity; structural constituent of chromatin; DNA binding. NCBI's taxonomy places the organism in Eukaryota, Viridiplantae, Streptophyta, Magnoliopsida, Asparagales, Orchidaceae. Gene Ontology annotation, cellular component: nucleosome. The record is from RefSeq and is a predicted model, not a curated record.